CUUUACCCAACACUGUCCCGCACUCUCACUUAACCUCCACAUAGUGCCGGACGGGAAAUUACUUUAAAUACUUUUUUUAAAAACUCCGAAUGACAGUUGAUCUGACUCAGUAGCCCAUCGCCCCUGACGACGACGCUGAAGUGUUUCAUUUUCCUUUCUGAUUCUCGGCGGAGCGCAAACAGAGGAGUUACCAAAGUCCCCGACACGCUCCAGCGAUGGUGACUUUACGCACGGGAUUUGAAGGCUAUUUGAACUGACUCCUCUUGUUUGGUCUCGACGCUGAAACUCUCCAUCAUCGCACACAACAAUCUUCAAGUUUGCCAGAAACACGCAGCGAAUGACGAAGAAGUGAAUGCAGGGGACGUUCAUGAAUUUUAAAGUCAUCCAAAAGUGAGAAGAGGGUGUUGGAGUUGAAGUCUCUUAUUUCUAAUGAUGUCUUCCAUGCGAGAAACACCUCCCUUUCACCCACCGUCUGAGGAAGAGGAAGUGAUGGGUCAGGACAAUGCGGCCUGGGCCAACGACAAGCGGGAGGGCCCAAAGGAGGCACAGUCUCCCUCUUCGCAUGACCAACCCCACCCGGAUGAGCUGCAGCCAAUCAGAGAGAAGCUGACGGAUGCUGAGUGGGAGAACAUGGUGCCUGCUGCAAUGGAUAAUGAAAGCAGUAAAGGAUGCUCAGUCUACUCCUACCGUACUAACUCUACCUCUCCACCCAAGCCAGAGGAGUUUUCCAGGGAUCGCGGGGAGCCAAUGAAUGCUCUUGCCUUCGGGACGCCGGAGCGACGCAAAGGAAGCCUUGCAGAUGUGGUGGACACACUGAAACAGAAGAAACUCGUGGAGCUGACCAAGACAGAACAGGAUGAGCCAACUUGCAUGGAGAGACUCCUCUCUAAGGAUUGGAAGGAGCGCGUUGACCGCCUGAAUGCCAACGAAUUGCUGGGAGAGGUCAAAGGUACGCCAGAGUCACUGGAGGAGAAGGAGCGCCAGCUUUCCACCAUGAUCGGUCAGCUGAUCAGUCUGAGGGAGCAGCUCCUCUCCGCCCAUGACGAGCAGAAAAAAAUGGCCGCCUCACAGCUGGAGAAGCAGAGACAACAGAUGGAGCUGGCCAGGCAGCAGCAGGAGCAGAUCGCCAGACAGCAGCAGCAGCUCCUGCAGCAGCAGCACAAGAUAAACAUUCUUCAACAGCAGAUCCAGGUUCAGGGUCACAUGCCUCCUCUGAUGAUCCCAGUGUUUCCUCACGACCAGCGGUCUCUGGCUGCUGCGGCUGCUGCACAGCAAGGCUUCCUCUUCCCACCGGGCAUGUCCUACAAGCCAGGUGAGAAUUACCCCAUGCAGUUCAUUCCAUCUACAAUGGCAGCUGCAGCGGCGUCUGGACUCAGCCCGUUACAACUACAGGAGGAAGGAUCCACACAGCCAUUGAACCUCUCAGCUAGACCCAAGACAGCCGAGCCUCUACGCUCCCCAACAUCUCCGACACAGGGUCUGUUCUCCGGAAACAAGACCAGCCCUUCAGGCAUGGGCAAGGGCCGCAUCCCAAGCCCCAUCCCCACCAUGGGCAGGAACACCUCUCUGGACAUCCUGUCCAGCCUCAACUCCACGGCACUCUUUGGGGACCAGGAUGCGGUGAUGAAGGCAAUCCAAGAGGCCAGGAGCAUGAGGGAGCAGAUCCAGAGGGAGCAGCUCCACCAGCAGCAGCAGCAGCAGCCAGGGCACCAGAGUCUGGAGGCCAAACUGUCCGCCCUCAGCAGCAUGAGCCUCAACAAUGGCAACAAGGAGCGUCUUCACUAUGAGACGCUGAGCCAGCACCUGGGGAAGCUCGGGGAGGAUGCUGGGAAAAUGGUCCAUCGAGUCAUUGACCUGACAAGACCAGAAGAUCUGGAUGGGAAUAAUAUCACAGAGGCACGAGUGUUCAGGGAAGCACGUGGCAGGAACAACAGUGAGCCCCACAUCAAGAGGCCCAUGAACGCCUUCAUGGUGUGGGCCAAAGACGAGAGGAGGAAAAUCCUGCAGACCUUCCCCGACAUGCACAACUCUAACAUCAGCAAGAUCCUUGGCUCUCGCUGGAAAGCCAUGACCAACCAAGAGAAGCAGCCAUACUAUGAGGAGCAGGCCCGCUUGAGCAAGAUCCAUUUGGAGAAAUAUCCCAACUACAAGUACAAGCCACGGCCCAAGAGAACCUGCAUCAUCGAUGGCAAGAAGCUGCGCAUCGGAGAGUACAAGCAGAUGAUGCGGUCACGACGUCAGGAGAUGAGACAGUUUUUUGUGGGGCCUCAGCCACCGAUUCCUCUUGGCAACAGCCCGGGCGGUGUAGGAGUUUACCCAGGUGCCAUAACCAUGGCAACGACAGCCACACCAUCCCCACACCUGACCUCAGACUGCUCCAGCAACUCAGCCAGCCCCGAACCCACCAUCCCUGUCAUUCAGAGCACGUACGGGGUGAAGUCCGAGCCUGGCAGCAGAGGCAACAAUGGCGGUGGGGUCGGAGCCUUGGAUCUGCCCAGCGACCCCACCAAUGGAGACGAUGACAUGGACAUGUACGAGGACUUUGAGGACGAGCCCAAAUCAGACUAUAGCAGCGACCACGAGACACGGGAGGCCGUCAGUGCCAACUGAGUGUACUCAGGGUCUCAGAUGUAAAAAGAGAAAAAAAAGUAACUCCUGUUAUACUCAAAGACACUUUUUAAAAACACAGUUUAUUACAGAGACCCUUCAGGCAGGCCUUCAGGACAUGCACUGAGCAUGCCCAGACAGGAUUCAAACUCUGUGGACAUGCUCCGAAAGUGAGAAAAGAAAGAAGAGAAGAAGAGGGCUGGUGGGAAAAAUGUGACCCAAGAAAACAACCUGAACAGACAUUCAGACAACUUACUGACAAUGAACUUCAGUUUCCUACACUUCGACAAUCUUAACAGGAGCGAAUAAGAGUUAGACAAGAGAGCGAGAGAGAGAAUGGGACAAAGAACAAAUGAGCGACGAACACAUUGCUGUGUGGUUUGUAAAGAGCAUGCAUGGAUUUUGAAGCAUCAGGAGUUGGUCUUCAACAGCUAUUUGGUCUUAAAUGUUUAAGGAGUGAUUUAGUUUUCAUCAUUAUGUAUUUACUUUUUUGUGGGUUUUUUUUCCUUUUUGUUUUUGUUAUAUAGACUUUUUUCUGACAGGUCACUGCCUGUACAAACUCUGGACUGUCGGAACUUGAAAUUUGAAAAGUUUUAAUAUAAAUCCUAGCUAUUGUAAUCUUAUAGUCUUACUUUUGUUUCUUAUGAAUACAGUGCAUCUACAUAAUUUUUUUCUGACAAACUGCUUACCUUACAUUACUGUUUUUUUUAUAUCCCAGCUCAGGUAUGAUGUGCCAGCUUGUGAAUGUGUUUUUGUUUUGUUUUGUU
Molecule: messenger RNA, 3374 nt
Organism: Morone saxatilis (striped sea-bass)
Lineage: Eukaryota; Metazoa; Chordata; Actinopteri; Moronidae
Product: transcription factor SOX-6-like
Biological process (GO): regulation of transcription by RNA polymerase II; positive regulation of chondrocyte differentiation; central nervous system development
Cellular component (GO): nucleus
Molecular function (GO): DNA-binding transcription factor activity, RNA polymerase II-specific; RNA polymerase II cis-regulatory region sequence-specific DNA binding
Source: RefSeq, a predicted model, not a curated record